Molecule: messenger RNA, 2163 nt
Organism: Thalassophryne amazonica
Lineage: Eukaryota; Metazoa; Chordata; Actinopteri; Batrachoidiformes; Batrachoididae
Gene: syt1a
Product: synaptotagmin Ia
Exons: 8
Coding region: 1-1266 (421 amino acids)
Biological process (GO): cellular response to calcium ion; regulation of calcium ion-dependent exocytosis; calcium ion-regulated exocytosis of neurotransmitter
Cellular component (GO): axon; synaptic vesicle membrane; dense core granule
Molecular function (GO): syntaxin binding; calcium-dependent phospholipid binding; clathrin binding
Source: RefSeq, a predicted model, not a curated record
AUGAACGAGAGUCGAAGGGAAGCGCUGGCGGCGGCGGCGCCCGUGGCCACCACCGCCUCCUCCGUGGCCGGCGCCAACACCACCAGCAUGGCCGGCCCAGGCACUGGUGAGAAGGAUGAAGCCUUUUCCAAACUGAAGGACAAGUUCAUGAAUGAGUUGAACAAAAUUCCAUUGCCGUCAUGGGCCAUCGUGUCGAUUGCCUUCGUGGCUAUCAUCCUGGUGUUGGCGUGCUGCUUCUGCGUGUGCAAAAAAUGGAUUUUCAAGAAGAAGAACAAAAAGAAGAGCAAAGACAAGGGCAAAAAUGCCAUCAACAUGAAGGACGUCAAAGACGGAGCCAAAACCGAGGCCUUGAAGGAUGAGGAGGAUGCGGAGACAGGGCUGACGGAAACAGAGAAAGAGGCCGAGCCCAAGGAAGACCAGAAACUGGGCAAAUUACAAUACUCCCUGGAUUACAAUUUCACAGAGAACAUGCUCAUAGUUGGGAUCAUCCAGGCAGCAGAGCUCCCUGCUAUGGACAUGGGCGGCACAUCUGACCCAUACGUUAAGGUCUACCUGCUGCCAGACAAGAAGAAGAAGUUUGAGACUAAAGUUCACAGGAAGACGCUCAAUCCAGUUUUUAAUGAACAGUUCACCUUCAAGGUGCCCUAUGUAGAGCUCGGCGGAAAGACGCUCGUGAUGACGGUGUACGAUUUUGACCGCUUCUCCAAACACGACGCCAUUGGUGACAUCAAGGUGCCCAUGAACAAGGUGGACUUCAGCCACAUAACAGAGGAGUGGCGAGAUCUGCAGAGCGCUGAGAAGGAAGAACAAGAGAAGCUGGGAGAUAUCUGCUUCUCUCUUCGAUACGUUCCCACCGCUGGCAAGCUGACGGUGGUCAUCCUGGAGGCCAAAAACCUGAAGAAAAUGGAUGUGGGAGGCUUGUCAGAUCCGUACGUGAAAAUCCACCUGAUGCAAAACGGCAAACGGCUGAAGAAGAAGAAGACUACAAUCAAGAAGAACACCCUCAACCCUUACUAUAACGAAUCCUUUAGCUUCGAAGUCCCGUUUGAACAAAUCCAGAAAGUGCAAAUUGUUAUAACUGUUCUGGACUAUGACAAGAUCGGCAAAAAUGAUGCCAUCGGAAAGGUCUUUGUGGGCCUCAACAGCUCGGGGACGGAGCUGCGCCACUGGUCCGACAUGUUGGCCAACCCCAGGAGACCCAUUGCCCAGUGGCACGUGCUGAAGCCCGAGGAGGAGGUGGACGCUCAGCUCUCCACCAAGAAAUAGACAAGGCCCUUUCAGCAUCUGCCUUGUAGUACUCUUUAGCCAGUAUGUGUAAAUACCUCAGUGAUAAAAGGGUCCAUCCAUGUAACUCCGCCCUCCUCCUCCCAACCUUUACCAGCUUUACGGCACCAAUUUUUACACACAAUCCUGAUUAUUCAAAUGUGCUUUUUAAACAUUAUUUUUUUCUAUCAGGUUUCUACUUUUCUUUCUUCAUCCUCUCUAAUUCUGCAGUUUUUUUCCUUAUCAUGCACUUAACCCCCAAACCAAAUGCCCCCUUCUUUUAAGCAAUAUGAUCUGUAUAGAUAGCGCAUGACUGAAAGAAUUUAUUGUACCACAAUUGUAUAUAUAAGUAUGCAGACAAAAAUGAUUUCUAGUUUAUGUGUUUGUAUGUUGUUACCCAUUUCCUAAUCUGUGUAUAUCUUGAUGUUUUUAAUAAGAUGUUCUAUUUUAAAUUAUGUAAAUGCAGAUAUAGAGGAAAGCCAAUACUAUAUAUCCCAGGAUUUAAAAAUUCUACCCUAUUACCUUAUUGCAUUCCAGGAAAAAAAAAAAAACAAAAAACUGAAUUCCAACCUGCAAGAUGCUAGUGGGAAUAUAGUCACAUUGUGAAGGACAAUGUCUGGCUGUAAUUUGCGCAAAGGGACAUCAUAUAAAUGCUUAUGAAAUGUAUAUGAACACACACACACACAAAAUUCAAAAUCCAAGGCCAUUAACUACUACGGUUCUGUGGGCAAAUUUAUGAUUUAUGAUGCUGGAAAUUAUACAAGCACAUUAUUUCUUACAACUUUUUGUACUUAUUUCUCAGACAGAGGACGUGUAUGUUUAGCUUGCUGCACAGUUCCAAGAAACAACAGUCAAUGCAAAACAGUUUGCAUUUGAUUUGUCCAUAUUUGGCAAUUUAUU